Molecule: messenger RNA, 3970 nt
Organism: Ilyonectria robusta
Lineage: Eukaryota; Fungi; Ascomycota; Sordariomycetes; Hypocreales; Nectriaceae
Exons: 4
Coding region: 155-3604 (1149 amino acids)
Biological process (GO): proteolysis
Molecular function (GO): serine-type endopeptidase activity; protein binding
Source: RefSeq, a predicted model, not a curated record
UCCGAGCCUCGAAAGAUGGUGCAAUCUCCGCCACUAAGUCGACGGUAGCCAGGCUCGACACUCCAACACCCUCGAAGCCCAAUUCAAUCCCCGAGCUCCAUUUUGCAUUCAUCGUCAAAGUCUUUUCCACAUCUUACUCCCAAACAUUACAAUCAUGUCGGACGCAGAGGACAGAGAGUCGGGGCGAGAAUCCGAGGAAUCGGACGAGGAAGAGGAAGUGGAAGACGACAUCACGAAAAGAACCAGGUUGGCCACGGAACAGAUGAAAAAGACCUUCAACGGAGAGGCCACUGAAGAGGAUAUUGACAGAUUCUUCCACGACCAUAAACAGGUUUUGACCCAAGAGGCCAGUCGAGACGGGACCUUUCUGCACAGAAUUGCCCAAUUGGUGUACGCCAAGGAGAUCAGAGCUUCAGAUGUCAAGCCGCUCGUCAAGAGACUGAUGGAAGAUUACCCGUACUUACUACGAACCAAGAAUGAUGACGGGCAGAACCCACUCUACCGCGCAAUUCAGCUGCUCAAAGCACCUGCGUGGAAGCUAGUUGACUACAUGUUGAGUAACUGCAGCGAUCCGCAGGCCAUCUCAGACGCCGUGGAGAUGCCAUGCGGCGAGGACAGGUCGGCCAAAACCUGCUUGGCGCUGGCCUUUGAGAAGGGCAUGAAAGACCAAGUCCUCCAAAAGCUGAUCAGUCAUGCCAGUGACAAAGCUCUGGAGCUCAGGGAUGGUUCCGGAAGGACACCCUUUCAUUGCGCGGUGGAAUAUGACCAGUGCAGCGACAAGCGAGUGGGCGUCGUCAGACUACUCCUUGAGAAGGACUGGGAUGCUGUCAUGCGGCACAAGACAUCUGGAACGCCCAAACCCCUCGAGACGUUUCUGGAUUACAAGUACAAGAGAAGGGAAGACCACGUCGAGUACUCUGUCUAUGGCGAGCACGAAAGAACAGCCAAGGUCUAUCAGGACAAGGUGGAGAAACUUGCAAGAGAGGAACGGGAGGAGGCAAAGGCGCGCGAUACAGGUCAAGAGCGAGGGGACAGCAAGGCAUCAAACCUUGCAAUCCCCAGUAGAGAGAAGGAUGCGCGCAAAGGAGGUCUUGACAAGGGACCAAAGAGCCGAACCGUCGAGGAGCGUGACCGCCGGGGCAAGAAACCGGAGCGGGAUCGUGAAGGGGCCAAGCAAGAGCUCCAGAAUCUGGACGAGAAUGAAAGGCGGCGACAAGAAUUGAAGGAACAGGAAAGAGAAGCCCAAGAACGCAAAGCCAAGGAAGACAAAAGGAAUCCAAAGGACCCGAAAGAGCGUACGAAACAGCUCAAGGAUCCGAAAGCCAGCCCCGAUGGUCCGAUAUUGGCCGUCCCCAGGAGCCAAUCUGACCAUGCGCCAAACACGCCUCUGAAGAGAGUCGCGACGCAGAGGUUCGACAUUCCCACUGACGACGAAAGGAAAAAGAGGGACAAGAAGGUGUCGUCCAAGAGAUCUACGACGAAGGGACCGGAUUCUAGUGACUUGGCAAGGAACUCGGCCAAGAUUCUCAACAUGCUGAAGCUGCACUACAUGAGGACUAGGAGUGUCAAGAUGGCUAAUUCGUUUCUACAAGGAAAGAACUUUCAGCAAGAUAUUCAGAUCUUUUUCGACUACCGGGGACUUCCAUCCGAGAUCCAAGACACCGCUUUUAACGGGACCUUCGGAAAGGAUGGAGACCACGGCAUCCGGUUCGAUGAGGUGCUCAUGUAUGUAAGGUUCCCCAACGUGACCGUCAUCCAGAAGGGGAGGAGAGCCCCGAAACCUCGUGCUCCAGGCCGCCAGGACAUGGAGUUCUUCUUCAACUGGCUGUACGCCAAGGGCGUCCGGCGCAUUCUCAAAGUCGAAGUGGAAGACAGUGACAAGAUUCCGCACAGUGACGAGUCAAUCACGUUGUCGCUGGAGAAGAUCGUGGUGGAGCAUCUUGACUGGCAGAAGACGGACCUAGAUCCUCAAGUUAUUUGCCAACUCGGCAAAAAGGCCGACCAUCCAAGUUUUUAUGAGAGUGAUGCGAAGGGCAACUCGGUUGGGUCGAAGAACCAGCUACGAGAGGUGACGCUGAAAUGGAGUGGCAACAAUGCCGUGCUGAGGGCGUGGAGUGAGUCUGAGGGUUUACCUCAGCUGGAGAAUCUCGAAGCCAUCAACCUGAACAUCCCGCCUCAGUCCGACUUGUUCGACACUAGUAAUUGGGUGGCGACGAACCUUGAAGAAUUUCGAGCUCGCCUAAACCGCAAUGCCAAUGAAAACCGGAGGGCGAACAUGACGGUUGGCGUUAUAGCUUCAGCGGAAUCAGGAGCUUUGAAUACAUCGUCGGAGCACCGAAGCUCGACAAGAAGCUCCACGCCGCUUCCAGAACGCUCGAUUGAAGUUCGGCAACGACAGGGCAAGAAGGGAGCUGAAGUUCUGGUGUCGGCUGCCGGUUUACCCAAGGCAGCUGGGCGCUUCAAUCCAAUGACUGAGCACGAGUGGCUCAAUUGCAUGGAAAAGUUUGCAGAACACAUGAAUGAGCUUUGGAGGAAGACAACCGACGCAUCGAGCAGCAAGCUCGGCCAGGAUCAAGCUGACGGCGGCCAGCUGCUGAGCAUUGACAGUCAGACCAGGAGUGAUCUUCAGAAUCUGCAGAAACCCGUUGUUGUUGCACUAAUCGAUGACGGUGUUGACAGUUGUGACCCGGCCUUUUCAGGCCGUGUCAUUGAGGGCGUGACGUUCGACUAUCAGGAUAGAGGUGUGGGACAGUACUAUAUCUCAGGCAGGGGCCACGGCACUGAAAUGGCGAGGAUGAUUUGCAAGGUGUGUCCUAUGGCGAGUAUUUACUCGAUCCGUCUCAAGACGCAUAGCAGUCCGGACAGAGGGCACUCGACCAUCGAUGCGGCCUCGGCAGCCUUGGCUAUCGAGGCAGCUUUGGAAAAGAACGCAACUAUAAUAUCCAUGUCGUGGACGAUACCAGUUCCUGCAGAGGGAAGUGAAGAGAAGAAGCUGCUUGAUUCGGUUCUGAAGAGGGCAUGCGAACGGAAAGUUCUCAUGUUUUGCUCGUCGUCGGAUCAAAUCAGCGAUCCCAAUCACUAUCCCUCAGCCUUCAACCGUGACCAAUUCUUCGUCAUCGGCGCCGCCCACGACGACGGCACCGCCUAUGGCCAUGCUGGAAAGAACAACGACUUCAUCUUCCCAGGCGUCAAUGUCAAUACCUCCGGCGGAAGAAGCCUGCCUCUUUACCUUGCCGACAAGACCUCUUCGACCAAAGAAUCGACAGGCUCCAGCAUCGCCACUGCUCUGGCAGCGGGCCUAGCCGCCAUGAUAACGUAUUGUUUCAAGGCUAGUGCGCUAGCCACCGUCAUGGCCAGGACGCAGCAGGGGAAAGACUACGUGGCUGGGCCUGAGCUUGUCAAGAAAGGCGACGUGGACAGGAUUGCGGAACACGAUGUGCUCAAGAAGGCUUUCAGCAGGAUAGGCAAGGUGGGGAGCGGGCAGUUUAUACCAGUCUGGGACAGGUUUGGGCCUGCGAGUAGGUACUUGGAGGAAGCCAACAAAAGUGACGAGGACAAGCUUGAGUGCAUUAUGAAUCUCUGCUCGAACCUCAUUGAGCGGUAAUUUGUGAGUGCCAGGUUUAGAUGGAGUCAGGAUGACGAUGUCGUGGUGGUUUAUGACCCAGUCUCCCAAUUAAGCUUUGAGCUGCCAGAUCAGCUUCAAUAGGAAAAUCCGGUCCCAUGCCUCUGAUGGAGUUGAAAGGCCAAGUCGCCCAAGGCAUCUGGUAGAUUGGCUUGUGUGGAAGACAGAGUAGGCAGAUCGCCAGCCUGAUGUCUGCCCAGCUUCGACUAACUCAAUGGUGGGUUAGCCUCAAAAAAUGCACUCUUUCUGCGACAGUAUUCCGCUCAGACCCAGGAAGAGCUUCUGUGGGACGGGAAUUGCUUUACUAAGCUAGAGAUAAACCUGCCCAUAAUUUCGUCUUAAUCUGAG